Messenger RNA from Spathaspora passalidarum NRRL Y-27907, 1192 nucleotides. RefSeq lists its product as uncharacterized. The transcript has a single exon. The coding region runs from base 21 to 1124 and encodes 367 amino acids. Lineage: Eukaryota; Fungi; Ascomycota; Pichiomycetes; Serinales; Debaryomycetaceae. The record is from RefSeq and is a predicted model, not a curated record. Gene Ontology annotation, molecular function: oxidoreductase activity, acting on the CH-CH group of donors, NAD or NADP as acceptor.
AUCUUUCUUUAUAACUAAGUAUGUCUGUUCCUGAAACAACCACCAAGAUUUUCCUCAAAAACACCCCCGGUGAAGCAAUCAACUUUGAAUUCGGCCAAGAUGAUUCCACCUUUGAAGUCAAGCAAGUCGCACUUGAUUCAAACUUGAAAGAAGGCGAGCUCUUGGUCCAAACCUUGUACUUGUCCAAUGACCCCACCCAAAGAGGCUGGAUUGCCAAAAACAAAGAUUCGGACCGUAUGUACGUCAGACCAGUAGCACCAGGAGAACCAAUGGGAUCCAUGGGUAUCGUCAAGGUCUUGAAGUCCAAUUCCACCAAAUACCAAGUCGGUGAUCUCGCCACUGGGAAAAUCGAAUGGGCAACUUACACAACUGUGCACGAGCAAGCCUUGUUCACCAAGAUUGACACCAGUGCCGGUUUACCAUUAGAGCUCUUCCUUUCCAUCUUGGGUGUUACUGGUUUGACUGCAUUCUUUGGUUUAGUCGAAGCCGGUCAACUCAGAAGACUCCUCGACAACCCACUCAAGGAAGGCGACAAGGCUCCUAUUGUGUGUGUUUCAGCUGCUUCCGGGGCUACUGGUUCUGUAGUUGUCCAAAUUGCCAAGAAUAUCUUGGGAGCUAAAGUCGUUGGUAUUACCGGAUCCGACGAAAAGUGCAAGUUUGUUGAAGGUCUUGGUGCUGACUUGUGUGUCAAUUAUAACAAUCCAAAAUAUAAAGACCAAAUUACUGAAUUUGUUGGUAAGGACUUUAUCGACGUCUACUUUGACAACGUUGGUGGUGAAAUCUUGAGUUUUGUUUUAACCAGAAUGAAGAAGUUUGGUCGUGUUGUUGCUUGUGGUGCUAUUUCCGGUUACAAUACUCCAGUCAAUGUUACUACUUGGAAUGAAAUCAUUACUAUGAGUUUAACUGUGGAAGGAUUCAUUGUUCUCAACUACAGUGACAAGUUCCCUGAAGCUGUCGGUGUGCUUGCCAGUGCUUUGAAGCUGGGUAAGAUCAAGCUUGGUGAUGCAUACCAUGUUAAGGAAUUGACCGGAUCCGACGUUGAAAAGUUGCAACAAGUCCCUAAAAUUUGGAACUUGUUGUUCACUGACAAACCAGUUGGUAAGUUGCUUACUAAGGUGGUGUAAGUAUAUAGUCUUAAUGUAAAUAAGUAUGGUGUAUUAAAUAUACUAAAACCAGGUACAACUUCUAUUGU